CCCUUUUGCCAAAACAUUGACCUUUGACCUCUGAGUAAACAAACCCAGCAGCAACUUAUGACUGCUUUUACAGCAGCAAAAUAGUGAUGCAAUCGGUGCUUUGAUGCAACCCUUUGAAGUCGUAAGACAAUGGCAGGCAACAAGAGCAGCAGCAGCAACGAUAAACCUCUAUGGCGACCACUGGCACAUAAGCUGUCCAGUCUGAUCCCGCUGCGACGCCUCAAUAAAGCCAAAUCCAAGCCCGAUGUCAGGUCCGACCAUGCUUCUCCAUCCAACGCGUCGGACUUUCGACUUGAUGUUCAGUUAAACGGCCUCGAGAGCCUCCGCCUCCCGAGUAGUUGGCUUCUCCAGCCCAAGGACGCCGACAAGCAGAGCCAGCAACAAUCAUCGCCUGCCGACGCGUCGCAUCAGUCAGCGAAACUUAGUCAUCCAUUUUCGCGGAAGCCAGUCAAUCGCCAUCAAGGCAAUCGACCCUUGACUUUUAUCGACAGCCCCAGCGAUGCAGACCAGCACCAAGCUCGGGCAUCGGCACUGGAAGCCCUCACGAAUCCAGAUGCAUCGACAACACCCAGUAUUCUGGACCGUGGGCGACCAGUCGAAGCCAGACAUUUAAUUCACCAGCCGGUCAAGAACCUGAAGAACCAUCGCAAGUCACUGCCUUUAGACCUGGAGACUAUGUUCCAGGCUCCUAAUGAAGAUCACGAUUCAAACGCACUACGCACCGCCACUAUUCGCUUGGUGCCAAAUGAAAGUCUCAUUGCUACUCCGUCUGUAAAAGAAUCGCCGAGAUGGACUGCAGCUCAAGAGGCACGGUUAGCAAUGCCGCCACCACCAAGGCCACUCAGUACCAUCGCCAUUGACACGCCGUCUACUGCAUCGCCUUCUAAGGCACUGCAAAUUCCACGUAACCCUCAAUUGGCCUUGAAGAGGCCCACCAGCCUUGGACCACCCGCACCAAAGGCUGCCGAGUCAACCUCAUCAGACAAAACUAGUUCAACAGAUUCAACCCCAAUUACCAGGGUCAAUUCAAAGCGACCGGGUGCAUUGAGUGAUCGCCUGGCCUGGAUGCGAAAGCUAGAAGAGAAGGAGAACACCAAACCAAACAACGACUUGACAGUACUUCAGAAACGAGCUGGCUCCGUUUCGGACAAGCUCGCCAUGUUCGAGAAGAAGAACCUGUCGGUCACCUCUGCCUCCUCCAAGCGCCUACAACUACCAGCGAGGAACCCAAGCAGUCAAUAUUCGGCGUCGGUGCGCGAGUCGAUCUUUUCGGCAGAUGGCAGUGCUUAUGCCCCGUCACCUCGCACCUCAAUGGACACUGCGCGAACUUCCUCCGUUAUGAGCUAUUAUGACGAUUCGUUCCGAGAGAAACUCGAAUCAAUUGUUGGUCAAGAGCCUGAAGCGAAUAAGCAAACAGAGUGAAAUCGUUCCUCAGUGCUCUUGUCUUCCUUUGAUGAGACGAUUACAAAUCAAGAAUGAAGAUGAUUUAGAAUGUAUUUAUUGAUAUUAUUAGAGCAGGUUUCUUUCAUACGAUGGCGUUAAUGACUUUAACUUAGAUAUGAUUUGAGAAUCAAUUUAGAUUCUCUUUAAUACAUACACUGCACACAACGUGUCACUUACAAUUGAGUUGUCUUUGCCACGUUUGGCUAUGCAAGC
This is a messenger RNA of Fusarium redolens, 1656 nucleotides long. RefSeq lists its product as uncharacterized. NCBI's taxonomy places the organism in Eukaryota, Fungi, Ascomycota, Sordariomycetes, Hypocreales, Nectriaceae. The transcript has a single exon. The record is from RefSeq and is a predicted model, not a curated record. The coding region runs from base 130 to 1422 and encodes 430 amino acids.